Folsomia candida is the source of this 2249-nucleotide messenger RNA. RefSeq lists its product as uncharacterized. The transcript has 3 exons. NCBI's taxonomy places the organism in Eukaryota, Metazoa, Arthropoda, Collembola, Entomobryomorpha, Isotomidae. The record is from RefSeq and is a predicted model, not a curated record. Bases 49 to 2220 code for a protein of 723 amino acids.
ACAUUGCAUGACUGGAAUUUUAUGCAGUACUAACCCACAUUUCUACAUAUGUGUGCAGAUUCUGCACGCUGUUUAACUAGUUAUGUAAUCACUGUUCCUAUUGUAUUGCAAUUUUCAACCAUGCCAAUUGCGUAUCUGUCAUCUGGUUAUCCGGAUUUUCAUAACGCAUCAAAUAAUCUCAGACAGAAGAAAAGUGUCAAAAUGUCACAAAAAACGAUUAAAGACGCUUCAAUUUUAAUUCAUAAGUUGUUAACUACUAAAGUGGAAAAAGAAAUAAUAACAAAUUUAUUGGUAGACCUGGUUGAAAUUUAUCAACAGAACGAAAUCAGUAUUGGAACUGUAGACCACAUUACGGGAAAAGAUGUGCUCAACUUAAACAAGACUGAAUUUACUCAGGGUGAUUUCAAGUCGCUUAUAGAAUACGUAAUAGACAAGAGGCAAGAUAAACUCCGGAGACUUUUAAUCCAUCUUCUGAACCAAUCCCCAUAUCAGAAUGAUGAUAUUCUGUUCAAAAUUAUCUCGACAAUGGAGGACUCGUUAUUUAUUCAGACAGACCCUUCUUGGAGAAAGAUUAAGAGCACAAAACAAGAUGAAAAUUCUUUCACCUUAAAUCUCAAGUUUAAGAUGGAACCAGAGAAGAAAUUUCGAAAUUAUACAUGGCCAGAUAGCUACAUGGACAGAUAUUUUGUUGCAAUAACAAACUUCAAAAACGUUGAAGAGCUUGAAGAAAGAUUAACAAACAUUAAGCUUUACCAAGGACUUUGCUGCAUUUAUGGUUUCCGAAGAAAAACAAACCCACAAGAACUUCGAAAUCUCUUCCUUCCAAAUCAACUUUCAACUGAAGAUGAAGUCCAAAAUGUCACAAGAUUUCUUGACACAUUAUCUUGUUCCACUGGACAGGAAAUUUUAGUUACGGUGUCAUCCUACUACAAAAUCUCCCUUAAAAAUUGGUUCACCCAAACUUAUGAAAAACGUCGCAUUCCAUCCGAAGAGCAAGUUAGAUUACAAGUCCAAGUUUUCCAAGUGCUCUUUCGUGAAUUACAAUCAUUUCUUACGAAAGGAGUCACACAAGUUAAUCUUCUGCCAAAGAAUUUCUUCUUGUCAAAAUUAAAAGGAAAAUGUUUUUUCCCAUCGGCAUUCGGAUUACCGGAUGAUCAAGUUUCAUUUUCAGAUUUCGAAAGGCUUUUCAUCUCCGAAAAUCAUAGCAAUGUGAGAUAUUCAAUUGGAAUUUUAAUGUUGUAUGCUUUGGCAGCUUGUGACAAAGAUGAAUUUGUGGAUUUGGUGAAAUUAAUAAAAUCAGAGGAAACUGAAUUAAACUUGGAUGCGUUGUACAGUUUCUCACCAAUUUUAAGUACAUCAAAAUCUAUUCGUACCCUGAUCCGUGAUAUUAUUCACUCAACCAACUCCCUCUUACCAAAUGAAGAACUGUGCAAAAUGCUUAUCGACUGGGAUGGGUUAUUUAGAGACUUUGAACAUAAUAGUGAUGAGCGUGCUAAAAAUAGUAGAUGGGAUUUUUAUGAUGACGGGGCCCACAUGAAACUUUUGGUGGCUGAAGUUCUCGCAACCGUAAUUGACGAGACUUACGCGGAUUUGACUAUCCAAGAGCUGCCAGAGCAUGAAUUGGCUGAAGUGUGUGACAAAAUGAGAAACGAAAAAUAUGCAGAUUUCGAUGAAAAUUUACUAACAAAGAACACUUUUCAGGAAGUUUUAGAUUUCGCAAAAAAUGAAAGACCUUGGAUACUUCCACCAUUGCUUUACAACUCCAGAACGUACUUUACAGCCGAGCUUACCUCGAAGCUUUACAAAUCCACUGAAAAACAUUGGGAUGCCCAGUUCACUAACUUAUCUUACCUUGGAGCCAAUAAUUUUGGCUACUUGUUCCAAAGACGGCAAACCAUUCCGAAUACACUUUCAAGAUCUAGAAUAAUGUUGCUAAUUCCGAAGGUGUCAGAGGAAGAAAUUCUUGGCAAGAUACGAACACGCACGUACGGAAAGCUGAAUUUUUCCGUGAAUUUAAGCGAUUUUUCCUACUUCUAUGACCAUUUACACCUCAAGCCGAUGUACUCCGAUCAGCUAAGAGAAAUAAUUACACCGGAUGAGUUGGACUCGCUGCCUGCACAGCUUCAAAAAAUUUUGAACGCUCGAAUUUGUGUCGAAGUCGCAACAAUUCAAUUCCCAGUGGGCCGUCACACUUUGAGAGAUUAUAUUAAUUAUAUUUAAAAGUGCAAAAGCUGUGUGGGUGUCACUGG